Racocetra fulgida is the source of this 516-nucleotide messenger RNA. The record is from the annotation of a GenBank genome assembly. NCBI's taxonomy places the organism in Eukaryota, Fungi, Glomeromycota, Glomeromycetes, Diversisporales, Gigasporaceae.
AACGAUCAUCAUGGUCACGCGCUGAAAAAAACCCCAUUGUUAUCGAAGACCUAACUAGCGAAGAAGCAUUCACUUACCUCCACAGCAAACUUGGCAUUGAAAAAAAGGUCACCAAUCAACUCAUCCAACUCUUAGGUGGUCGGAUUCGUGAUCUUAAGGAAUAUGAGUGCAUUUACUAUCUGGACAAUGAUGAUGAUAUUUUGCAUAAACGUUGUGUGAACAUUCUCAUCAUACUUAAUAUAUUGCUUUUAGAGGUUCGUAAAAUUGUGCUCGGUGCCGUCCAUAAAAACUUUCACCAGGCUCGAAUGGUGAAGGGCAAAAGAAAUCAUGACAUUGGCAAGAUCAUUGUCCAAGAGUUGUUGAAAAAUGAAGAAAUCCAUAUUGAUACAUUCGUCGAGCUCGUCAACAACGAACAAAUAGCCGAUGAACUGCUACAGGCCAAUGUUUUCUCAUAUAACCCGGAAAGCGAAACUGUCACCUUCCAGUCUCGCGCAACUGAAGUUUUUGUGAGAGAAA